CUGCAAAUGAGAAGUUACCUGAUGUAGGCCUACAAGUUGGCAACUUUCUUCUGAGGAACCAUUGGGAGUCAGAGCAGACACACCAUAACUCGCAAGGGUUCAAGUUAGGCAUAUUUUUAUAUGUGUUACCAACUGAAGAAUGUUGCAGUAUUCUUACAAGCCGUAGGAUGCCAAAAUGUUUUGUUUUUUUUUUUUGAUUUUUUGAAAAAAAAAAAAAGCACUUGUUCUCUUGACACAAGGGAACAUGUUUUUUCAGUUUGCUGGCCUUUGGCGUGAUGACGCUGCAUCUUCCUGGGCACGCUCAGUGUUUUUUUUUGUUGAUGUAGUGCCAUAGGAAGUGACUUGCCAGAGACUGCUGGCAGAACAUUAUCUUGGUAACCAGCACUUUUUUUUCCGUCGGCCGUUGGCCGAUCUGUUUGAAAUCUCGGCUUGGGGAAUUGGAAACGUGGACCCAUUUUCUGGUAAAAAUGGUUUGGGUUUGCCAGAAAUAAACCUGCUGCACGUAGUUGCGAAAUUAAAAAAAAAAAAGUAAAAAAUGAACUGAAAAUUUAUCCCAUAAUUUACUUUUUCCCCUGAAUGUUUUCUGGUCUGACAUCAUUGUAAGAAAUGGUUUGCUUCUCGCCGGGGUGUCGCUGUUCAUAAUGCUGACUGAGAAUGGACGCCCCUGAGUACCUGGACCUCGACGAGAUCGACUUCACCGACGAUUUAGUCUACUCUGUUACCUCUCUGAAGAGCAUUCCGGAGCUUUGUCGCAGAAAUGAGUCUCAAAGUGAAGAUAGGCAAGUCCCCGCUAUAAACUGGAGCCGCGGCGUGUCGUCGCAUGGCGGCAACGGGAUCAAACCCGCCGGCAUCGCCGACGUGCACAGCAAGUUCCGCCCGGUUAAGAGGGUGUCGCCGCUGAAACACCAGCCCGAGGUGCCGGACAGCGGGACGGACGCCAAGGGCCAGAGCCAAAAUGGCGACGGGAGCAAAGAGGAGGCCGCGGACAAGCCCUCCCGAGCGGGCGAGCCGUCCGCCGAGGGGCGGGGCUUCAAGGGCAAGGGCGGCGGCGGCGGCGGCGGGGGCGGGCCGCUGUUCGGGGAGCUGGAGCACUACGACCUGGACAUGGACGAGAUCCUGGACGUGCCCUACAUCAAGUCCAGCCAGCAGGUGGCCACCCUCCCCCGCGCCGCCGCCCCGGACAAGAGGGGGGGCGCGGGCGGUGGCCCCGGGGACCGGGGCAUGGGGGGCAAGGCGUCCGGGCCCCCCCACCACGGCGAGAGCCUGGGGGGCGUGAUGCCCUACUGCGCCCUCUCCCCCGUCAAGUGGCCCGACAUCAGGAAGUCCAAGUCCAUGGACCCGGACUUCCUGCGGCAGCCGCCGCUGGGCCUCGAACUCUCCCAGGGUCCGCGCGGCUGCCCGCCGCCGUCUGCCGACGCGGAGCCGCCCGCCAGGGCCUUCCCCGAGCCCCGCCCCCACAAGGCCCUCGGGGACAUUCCGGGGAGCCAGUCCAUGAACUUCCCCCUGCAGGGGUGCUCCUCGGCCCGGGUGGACGGCAGCCGGAGCUGGGGCGGCUCCAGGGCCCACGGGGAGGUGGACGAGGAGGCCAAGAAGGUCCAGAACAUCAUCAACACCAUCCGGGGAGGCCAGAUCUCGCUGCUGCCUCACCUGGCGGCGGACAACCUGGAGCUGAUCCGGGACGAGGACGGGAACAACCUGCUGCACAUCUCGGCGUCGGAGGGCCACGCCGACUGCCUGCAGCACCUGACCUCGCUCAUGGGCGAGGACUGCCUGAACGAGCGCAACAGCGAGCAGCUCACCCCCGCCGGCCUGGGCAUUAAGAACGGACACCUGGAGUGCGUGCGCUGGAUGGUGAGCGAGACGGAGGCCAUCGCCGAGCUCAGCUGCUCCCGCGAGCACCCCAGCCUGAUCCACUACGCCGCGCGCUACGGACAGGUAAGGGGGCGGAGCCUGAUCCACUACGCCGCGCGCUACGGACAGGUAAGGGGGCGGAGCCUGAUCCACUACGCCGCGCGCUACGGACAGGAGAAGAUCCUGCUGUGGCUGCUGCAGUUCAUGCAGGAGCAGGCCAUCUCCCUGGACGAGGUGGACCAGGGCGGGAACAGCGCCGUGCACGUAGCCGCCCAGCACGGUCACCUGGGCUGCAUACAGACCCUUGUGGAGUACGGCUCCAACGUCACCAUCCAGAACCAGCACGGGGAGCGGCCUUCCCAGAGUGCCGAGCGGCACGGGCACACCACCUGCUCGCGCUACCUGGUGGUGGUGGAGACGUGCAUGUCGCUGGCCUCCCAGGUGGUGAAGCUCACCAAGCAGCUCAACGAGCAGACGGCGGCGAAGGUGACGCUGCAGAACCAGGUGCAGCAGCUGCUCCUGGACUCGCCGCACGGGGACGGCUCGUCCUCGCCGACCGCCAGUGGCCACAUGGAGGCGUGGCCUGAGAUGACGCUGACGGCGGAGGCGGGGCCGGGGGACGGGCACUGGGUGCUGCGGCAGCGGGACGUGGACUCGGACACGGUGCUCCGGCAGCUCCUGGGCAAGGAGAUCUCGGAGAAGGUGUGCACCUCGGAGCGGCUGUCCCUGGAGUUCCGGGGGGCGGGGGCCCCCGCCGGGGCGGACCCGGGGGUGGCGCUGCGGCGCAUGGGCGUGGUGGAGCGCCGCGAGCUGAAGCUGGCCCGGCUGAAGCAGAUCAUGCAGCGCUCGCUCAGCGAGUCGGACACGGACUCCUACCCGCCCGAGGAGAGGCACGCCCACGGCCCCGCCCCUGGCCCCGCCCACUCCCACAGCUCCGCCCACGGCCCCGCCCCUGGUCCCGCCCACGGCACCGCCCCCGGCCCCGCCCGACCCGACAGGCCCCGGCAGCUGGCCGUCGGCGAGGGCGACGAGCCGGCGGCCAGCCUGCACCUGGUGAUGAAGAGGCACGCCCCCUCGUCCGCCGAGCGCAAGCUGGCCUUCGCCCACGGCUCCUCCAAGUCCGCCGACGGGUACAACCCCUCGCCCACGUCCGACUGCAGCGACCCGGACCACGAGCCCAGGGCGGAUGCGGCGGCGGCGGCGGGGGGGGACGGGGGGCCCGACGGCGGCGGCGGCUCCCAGAAGAACGCCACCAGCCCGAAAAGCGCGCUCAAGUCGCCCUCCUCCCGGAGGAAGACCUCCCAGAGCCUCAAGCUCAGGGUGACCUUCGACGAGCCCGUCGUCCACAAGGAGGCGCCGGAGGGCGAGGCCCGGGGCGGCCCGGCCAAGGAGGGCGAGAGGGGCGCGGCGAGGACUUCGGCGGGGGGCGAGCCGGGGGAGGCGUGGAAGCGCCCGUUCGGGACGUUCCGCUCCAUCAUGGAGUCGCUGAGCGGGAACCAGAACAGCAACAAUAACAACCCCCACGGCUCCCCCGCCGCCAAAUGCCCUACGUCCACCCCCAAAUGCCCCGCAUCCACCACCAAAUGCCCCGGCCCCGUCGCGUCGCUGAGCUCGCCCGCGAGGAAGACGUCCGAGACGAGAGCCAAUCAGACCAGCGUUGCCAAGUCCAAGAGCAAGACCAGCGCUGUGUAGGAGGACACGCCCACGCUGGACGCACAGGGGCGAGUGACCUGGAUGGAGUUCCUAGUGCUCGCCGAAGAUGACCUUUCCCAUCCCACCCGACCGGCAAACUCAUGUGGGAUUUUUUUAUAUUGAACUAUUUCUGGAUAAUUUCCACUUUUCUGUUUUUCUUUUAUUUUUUCCUAUUAUUAAUUCAGAAUAUUGUAACUGUAAAAGACAAGAAGGAUAACAGUGGAAUGCACAGGGGAUGUAAUUUUUCUUUUGCAUAAAGUGGAUUUUUCUAGGAAGGAGCACUUGAUGUACACUUGCACAAAUGUAUUGGAGCCACUGUAUAUAGUACUCUUUUACACCUAAUCCACCUUUGCAUUUUCUACUGUUAGUUUUUGAUUCAAAGUGUUGCUUAUUACCAGUUACUGUAUUCGUGACCUAUGCAUACUAGUAUGAUUUCAUUUUGAUUGUUACUUUAAACUGUAUUGACUUUUUUUUUUUACACUCCAUUGAGAUCAUUUAACCUUGCGGUAUGCAGUAUGAAGAACUGAGUCUUGGAAAGAGAUUUUACUUUUCCAGUUUGGUGUUUUUUGCAAUGUUAUCGACACUGAAUUCCUGAAGAGCAGGACACAGGCUACGUGAUCAUAACAUAUUUUUUAAAUUAUUGUAGUAAUUAUGUGUGAAGACCGCUGUCCACAACUCACAGUGGCCACUUAGGAGUUGCGCGUCAUGUGACGUGUGUGAAACCUCAACAUUGCACUCUGCAAUAUAUAAAACUGCAAAAAUAUGCAAAGUCAACAAUGCUGCAAUACGAUUGGUUCACUGUGGUCGUUUUUAGUAUCUUAAAAAAAAAAAAAACUGAACAGCAUUAUGUUACUGUUUAUACAUUUCGUUGUCUCAUUUCCAGUUUAGGAAUCGGAAGAAUAACUAAAUGCAGACCCGUUGUGGUUGCUCCCCCCCCCCACCUCCCCCAAUUAUUGAAGCCGCUGUCAGAGGUUCACCCACCGGAUUGAAAGGACAAGCAUUUAUACCUUCAGGUACCACUGGGUCUUGGAUCAAUCUCUUAGGCAUUGAUGCCAAAGAUUGAUGCUUUCAAUUAAAUGAACAUGUACACACACCGCAACAAGAAAUACCGAAACGUUCAAAAUACAAACAAAACACUGUAUUCAGUCCCUGCUGUCAGUCUUCAUGCUGAGAUUAUGUAUCUUAACCCUUCACUCAAAUUUUGUCACAAUAGAUUUUAAUAAAUCUAGCCUACAGGUAUACAGAGUAAUCGGCAAGGUUAAUCAGAACAUUCCAUAUGUUGUCUGGGGAAGAAAUAAUAUUUUAUAGUUUCAAUUCUUUGCAGUUCUUUGGUUCGGUUCUCAAAACAUUUGCAACUUUCGGAACAGUGGAAAUUGUUGAUUAAAUUAAAAUUGAGAAUAUGUUGACAAAUCAAGUGUGUGAUGCUUUGUCACAGUGACAGAAAUUGGAAAACUGCAGAACUAAAUAAAAAUGAUUUAUCUA
Messenger RNA from Anguilla rostrata (American eel), 5025 nucleotides. RefSeq names its product synuclein, alpha interacting protein (gene sncaip). The transcript has 10 exons. Lineage: Eukaryota; Metazoa; Chordata; Actinopteri; Anguilliformes; Anguillidae. Gene Ontology annotation, molecular function: ubiquitin protein ligase binding. The coding region runs from base 655 to 3543 and encodes 962 amino acids. The record is from RefSeq and is a predicted model, not a curated record.